GGGGGCUACAGGCAGGAGCGGCAGGGAUUGGGCCCAGGGAUUGAGCAGCACCCUUGCUCAGCCCCGCUGACUGGGGUUUUUAGGCUGCUCAGAUCCUGACCCCAUCCUGCAGACAGCUCCUAGAGGGAGGUGGGACCCGGGAAGGCAGUGUCUGGGGUGCAGGGCCAGGACCCGAGGGGAGGCAAGAGGGGCGGAUGGAGCCCCGGGCAGGCUACUACAACCCAGUCCCAGGAUGAUAAGAGACAGAGGCCUCCCUUUGGGAUGGCUUUUUCCUGGGAGGGGAGAGGUUUCCUUCCCCCAGCCCUUCCCCCAGCUCCAGCCCUCCACCCCUCCAUGCCCUCCCCUACCCCUCCUUUCCCAAGGAAAGCAUAGGGUAAGAAGGGCAGUUUUAGGAGCAGCUACACCCUCCCUCCUUUUCAGGGGCCCAGCCACUGUGAACCUCUCUAAAACUCCACAGCCUCAGGGGAUCCCAGAUGACAAGGGGUUACUCCUGGUUCCUGGGGUGGAAGCUUCCCAACAUAGGGCUGCCUGAAGCUUGGCCAGAUCUGCCUCAACUUGCUGAACUGAGUUUGCCCCACCCGGGGCAGUUUCUCCUAAGUCCCUACCCUGGGCCCUCACCAUGGCCAAGUCCCCCGGCUGCUGCUCCGUCUGGGCCCGCUGCCUCCACUGCCUGUAUAGCUGCCACUGGAGGAAAUGCCCCAAAGAGAGGAUGCGAACCAGCAAGGAAGAAAAUCUUCCUCCAAUAUGAAAAGAGCAGGCUGCAGAGCAGAGCAGCCCAACGCCUGGCAGGAAGCCCCCUUGAGCUGCCAUUCGUUGGGGACUCUGAGCUGGAAGUGGGGAUCAGCUGUGAGCUUCUCUCCUGUCCCUGUUGCAGUGCGACUCUCCUGGCCCUGCUCCUGCGGCUCUCUGGCCAGCCUCUGCGUCUGCACAGUGUCCACAAGGUGCUGCUGCUCCUCAUUAUGCUUCUUGUGGCCGCUGGCCUUGUGGGACUGGACGUCCAAUGGCAGCAGGAGUGGCGUAGCUUACGUCUGUCAUUGCAGGCCACAGCCCCAUUCCUUCAUGUUGGAGCAGUUGCUGGCAUCACCCUCCUGGCCUGGCCUGUGGCUGAUACCUUCUACCGUAUCCACCGAAGAGGUCCCAAGAUUCUGCUACUGCUCUUAUUUUUUGGAGUUGCCUUGGCCAUCUACUUGGCCCCCCUGUGCAUCUCCUCACCCUGUAUCAUGGAACCUAGAGACUUACCUCCCAAGCCUGGGCUGGUGGGACACCGAGGGGCCCCCAUGCUGGCCCCCGAGAACACCCUGAUGUCUCUGCGGAAGACAGCUGAAUGUGGAGCUGCUGUGUUCGAGACCGACGUGAUGGUCAGCUCCGACGGGAUCCCCUUCCUCAUGCAUGAUGAGCACCUGAGCAGGACCACAGAUGUGGCCUCUGUGUUCCCAACCCGAAUCACCACCCACAGCAGCGACUUUUCCUGGGCUGAACUGAAGAGACUCAAUGCUGGGGCCUGGUUCCUAGAGAGGCGACCCUUCUGGGGGGCCAAGCGGCUGUCAGGCCCUGAUCGGAAAGAGGCUGAGAAUCAGAGAGUACCAACAUUGGAAGAGCUAUUGAAGGAAGCUGCAGGCCUCAACCUUUCCAUCAUGUUUGACUUGCGCCGCCCCCCACCAAACCACACAUACCAUGACACCUUUGUGAAUCAGACAUUGGAGACUGUGCUGAGCGCAAGGGUGCCCCAAGCCAUGGUCCUUUGGCUACCAGAUGAAGAUCGGGCUAAUGUCCAACAACGAGCACCCAGAAUGCGCCAGAUAUAUGGACAGCAGGGAGGCAACAUAACUGAGAGGCCCCAGUAUUUCAACCUCCCCUAUCAAGACCUGCCACUGUUGGAUAUCAAGUCACUACACCAGGACAAUGUCUCGGUGAACCUAUUUGUAGUGAACAAGCCCUGGCUCUUCUCCUUACUCUGGUGUGCAGGGGUGGAUUCAGUCACCACCAACGACUGCCAGCUGCUGCAGCAGAUGGGUUACCCUGUCUGGCUUAUUCCCCCUCAAACAUACCUAAUGAUGUGGAUUGUUACUGAUUGUGUCUCCACCCUGCUGCUUUUGUGGACCUUCCUGCUCCAAGGGAGAUGUGCUAAGGAGAGAGAGAGAACUGGCUUAGAAACAGCAGUGCUGCUGACCAGGAUCAACAAUCUCAUAAUGGAGUGAAUGCCCUGCCCUGGGCCCCCACCAGCCAGAGUCUGAGGCCCGUCUGCACUAGCCAACAGCAAGGAAAGCAGAAUGGCUGAAGUGGAAUGUUAGCCCGUUUGGGGUGGGGUGAACUUUGCCAACAGGAGGUUUUGAACUAUGAGGGUGCUCUGCCCAGAUGGUGGGCAUGCCCCAAGUUUCCAUGGAAUCUGCUCCCCUUGGGGUUUUGACCUGAGGUGGUUGGGAAGACAAUGAGUCAUGAGAAGUUUCUCCCAAAACAAAACUAGAACAGAGGAAGUGAAAAGGAGAUUGCUAAGAUAAUGUUUCAGACCUGUGUGCACGUGUCCUUGUGUAGAAGGCACAGGGUGUGUCAGGGAUGUGAGAGCUUGGAACAGCGACUGAAGGAGAUGACAAAACGGCCUUUCCUGGAGAACUGUGAGAUGAUGGAGACGCCAACCCCCCUCCCCUCACUGUCUCCCCUGAUCCCUGCAAUUUAGCUGCUUUCCUGCCUAGAGGCUGGGGGCUAAAGAGCCCAUCUAGCCAUGUAAUUUUGUGCUUUUUGCUGUGCACAGCCUUUUCUUCGAGACAGGUUGAUUCCUGUAUCUUGUCUGUUAAUCUGUUAAUCAAUGAAUUUAAUUCCCAUUUGG
Diceros bicornis minor is the source of this 2824-nucleotide messenger RNA. It is a transcript of the gene GDPD2, whose product is annotated as glycerophosphodiester phosphodiesterase domain containing 2. The transcript has 16 exons. Gene Ontology annotation, cellular component: membrane. The record is from RefSeq and is a predicted model, not a curated record. Gene Ontology annotation, biological process: lipid metabolic process. Gene Ontology annotation, molecular function: glycerophosphodiester phosphodiesterase activity. Lineage: Eukaryota; Metazoa; Chordata; Mammalia; Perissodactyla; Rhinocerotidae. The coding region runs from base 474 to 2198 and encodes 574 amino acids.